AGGAGAUCAUCCACGGACAAAGCAAAGCACGGCCGAUUGCGCUGUCCAACUGCAGCGACGCGAGACGAGCAUUCAUCGGCAUUCGAGAUGAGGAGGAUAGUCGCGCGACAGUUGCUGCAAUAUGCGCGGCCCUUUUGACUUCCUGACAGCCAUUUUUGCAAUCUUGGUGAACGCGGGCCGAGAUAUGGAACCGCGACUCCAAAGGGGUUGAGUUGAUGUUCGAGCGAAGGCCGACAUUUGACAGAGAAACAAGAUCUUGAAGAAAAGAUGGAGCCUAAUAUUAUGCAGCAGAGGCCUGGCCGUCGCGGUGAGAGUCUAAAUUACGACAUGCACGAGAAAGUUAUGCCCGGAUUGUCCCAGAGAGCACGCGAGGCUCGAGAAUGGGUUUUCAAAGAAAUCAAAGAUCCCGGCACGCUAACGAUGAAGCCUCGGAAGAGGUGGCGCAUAGAUGGACCGCAAUUGUACGUGAAAUUCACCAGAGAAGAAGGUCACUUUGCCCUGAACAACUUAUGCACGCUCCCGCGAUAUCACAUGCUCCCGGAGCUCAGAAGGCUGCAGUGCUGGUACCUCCCCAAGCUUCCGAAGAUGGUGCACCCAGUGUGCUAUCAUCCGCCCGUGCCCAGGAGGAGGAGAGCGCACACCAUAUUUGCCCGGCCACAAAUAUGGGAGAACGAGGACAAGUGGGGGCGAUGGGAUCAAUCCGCGCAACGUGACACGGACUCGGAACUUGAAGGAAAGAUAGCGGAAAACGUCUUCAACGACAAGCUCAACACAAAUCGCUACUAUAAAACACAUGCUGAAGCCAUAGAAGCAUGGAGGAAGGAAUACCGCAAGUACUGGUAUAGAGCGAAGACUCCACCCAAACCCAAGCUCAUUAGCAAUUUGAGGUCGAGGAAGUGGGAUCUGGAUGAACUGCGCAAGUUGGAAGCCUGGCAGCAAAAACUCAGUGAGCCUCAAUCACUCCACACUUCAGAUUAUAAUCCAACAUCUGCGGAGGAGUCUGACGGAGAGGGGUACUCUGGGCAUGGAGACAACUUGAGUACGGACGACUGGUGGGGCAGUUGACUUCUGAUAUCUUUCCAUAGAACUCAAGAGGUCUUAGUCGUGUACGAGCAUUUAGCUUCACAGGUAGCACAGCGAAUUUUGAUAACGAAGGCUCGCGCACAAAACAUAUACAUCAGGCAGUUCGGUCGGCAUGUCAAAACUCUCAGACUCUCCUUGCUUAAUAAAAAACGACACCAGCACAAAAGUAUGAACGUUACGAGUAUUGAAAUAAAAAGCGUGCCGACUAUUUCGGACGCCAAUCACAUUUCAG
Molecule: messenger RNA, 1315 nt
Organism: Marchantia polymorpha subsp. ruderalis
Lineage: Eukaryota; Viridiplantae; Streptophyta; Marchantiopsida; Marchantiales; Marchantiaceae
Source: the annotation of a GenBank genome assembly